CGCAAUGAACAACUUCAGGUUCACUGAGCUGAGUGGAUUCCACUCGCUGUGCCCUUGGAGUCCGCUGCCCGAAUCUCCCGCCCAGUCUCAAAACAUGUAGCUGAGUAACAGCAAACUGCCUGCCUUUGAGGAGUAGCACGCAGAGAGUGUCAAAGACCUCAACUUCUGGAGAAAAAUGACCUUUCAAGGAAUACAAAGUAUAUACUUCCUGCUGCAUGUUUCUGUCUUACUAACCUGUGAUCACUGAAACACAUGGCUGCUGGGCUUAAGAAAGUCAAUUGAUUAUCAAACUUCUCAUCAUGCAUCAACUGUUCAGACUGGUUUUAGGACAAAAAGAUCUUUCACGUGCCGGGGACCUCUUCUCCUUAGAUGACUCUGAGAUUGAAGACAGCCUGACAGAAGCUCUGGAACAAAUUAAAAUAAUUAGCUCAUCUUCAGAUUACCAAACCAAUAACAAUGACCAGGCAGUGGUUGAAAUCUGUAUCACGCGAAUCACAACAGCCAUCAGAGAGACAGAGUCCAUUGAAAAGCAUGCCAAGGCCCUUGUGGGGCUCUGGGACUCCUGCCUGGAACACAACCUGAGACCCUCUGGGAAAGAUGAAGACACUCCGCAUGCAAAAAUUGCUUCUGAUAUCAUGAGUUGCAUUUUACAGAAUUACAACCGGCCCCCCGUGAUGGCGUUAGCCAUCCCCAUAGCAGUGAAAUUCCUCCACAGAGGCAACAAGGAACUGUGCAGGAAUAUGUCCAACUACCUGUCCCUGGCUGCAAUCACCAAGGCAGAUCUCCUGGCUGAUCACACAGACGUUAUAGUAAAGAGCAUACUCCGAGAAACAGCUUUGUGGUGGUCUUCUAUUAGCCCUGCAUCGCCUCUACAGGAGGAGAACAGGAGUGUGGUAGAGGGUCACAUCCCCUUCCGCAGGGUGGAGACGUUUGAUCGUCCUCUCCUUCAUGCACGGGAAAACAGGAUGGUUUUGUUUAAAACAUCAGUGGCUUUGACCCAAAUGCACGCACUAAAAGACUCAAGCUUCAUUGGUGUCACUGGAUGCACGCUUCCAAAAAUCUUCUUGGAACGCAUUGGGAAUAAAAGGGCUGUUUCACAACCUAGAAUAGCAAGAAACUCCGCCCGCAGCCUCUGCAGCUCGCCCCGGAGGACGUCGUCGGUGGCCUGCAGCAGCAUGCCCUCCCUCAUCUGCGAGUCCUCCAGCAUGAUGAAGAGCUUGUCCCACUCGGUGUGCUCCCGACGGCAGUCACACGGCGUGGCUAGAGCGCGGGACACACACGUUACCGACCCGCCCAGGCCUUCCCAGGGUGUGCUUUGUAGAAAGCUGACCUCCCUCGGUGGUCCCAAGUCACUGCCCAUCCCCAGCACCUCCUCCCCUUUAAGGACACCUCCGAAAAACAGCGUCACUCCCCUUCCCAUUAAAGCAGGCCUCCAGGGGCCUCCAGCUGCCUGUCAUGUGGCUCUUCAUGUGGCUCUUCAUGGCUCACACUUGGUUACUGAGGUGGUUCAGAAAUGUAUUCCUUUCCUAAUCAGGCAUUUAAAAGACUCAACCCAUAAUGAUGUCAUCCUAAACAUCCUCAUUGAGAUAGCAGGCUACGAACCUGUGGCUUUGAACGGUUUUCUUCCAAUGCUGAAAGAGAUUGGUGAGAGGUUCCCCUACCUCAUCGGACAAAUGGCAAGAAUCUAUGGAGCUGUGGGGCAUGUGGAUGAAGAGAGAGCCAGGAGCUGCCUGCCAUUUCUGGUGAGUCAGUUGGCCAACAUGGAACAUUCGUUUCAUCAUCUUCUCCUGCUGGAGAUUAAGAGCAUCACUGAUGCCUUCUCCUCCAUCCUGGGUCCUCAGAGCAGAGAUAUCUUUCGCAUGAGCAACAGCUUCACUGCCAUUGCCAAGCUUCUUACCCAGCAACUGGAAACUACCAAGACCAGAAGUAGCAGGAGAAAACCCAGCAAUGAAAUUGAAUUCCCUGAAAAGCUGGAAGGAAUCAAAUUCACUGUAGCUGAAGAAGAAGACCAUGAAAAGCUCCAAGUUAAAAUACAGGCUUUUGAAGACAAAAUAAAUGCUGACAGCAGUACUCCUAGCUCUAUAAGAAGAUAUAGUUUGGGCCACUUUUCUAAGGAAGAAAGAAAGGACAUUAGAUUUAACAGGUCAAAGAGUUUGGCUUUGCACACUGUGCUAACGAAGAGCAUGAGUUCAGAUGAUGGGGAAGUUUUAGAAAGUGGAGAUAUGCCAGCUAGCAUAUUUCUUUCAGAAAUAGACCCAAUUAGCCAAGGAAAUGACAAGUUACGCUGUAAGGCAAACUCUGACAGAUCACAGCUGAAAAAUUCUUCAGUUUCACACCCAAGUAUUAUACAUACAGAAUCACCAGAAACAGUUAAAGAAAACUGCCAGAAAGAAACUCCAGAAACAACUGCCAGUCCAGUGGAAUACCAAGAUAAGCUCUACUUGCACUUAAAGGAAAACUUCAGUAAAGUCAAAGAAUACGCGGUGGAAAUCGGAAGGAAGAUUCCAGUCCCUGAUCAGUGUACCAUUGAAGAUUCUGUUAGAAGUUGUGUGGCAAAGUUGUUUUUUACCUGCUCCCUGAAGGGUCAUUACUGCCUCUACAGUAAAUCCAGUUUUAUUCUCAUCAGCCAAGAACCGCAGCCAUGGAUCCAGAUCAUGUUCCUCUUUCAGCAGAGUCUGUUUCCUGAGCCCCUGUCUAUCCAGAGUCAUUCUGUACAAUUUCUCAGAGCUCUGUGGGAGAAGACCCAGACAGAAGGUGCUCACAGCUUUGAAACAGCCAUGAUGGAAUCCACAUUUCCACAGCAGAAGGAUCUGGACCAGGUACAGCUCCAUCUGGAAGAAGUGAGAUUCUUUGAUGUAUUUGGCUUCAGCGAAGCAGCUGGAGCAUGGCAAUGCUUCAUGUGCAACAACCCCGAGAAAGCGACUGUUGUAAAUCAAGAUGGCCAGCCUCUCAUAGAAGGAAAACUUAAAGAGAAGCAAGUCAGAUGGAAGUUCAUCAAAAGGUGGAAAACUCGUUAUUUUACACUGGCUGGAAAUCAACUUCUGUUUCAAAAAGGAAAGUCUAAAGAUGAUCCUGAUGACUCCCCAAUAGAACUCAGCAAAGUACAGAGUGUGAAAGUUGUGGCCAGGAAACGCAGGGACCGCUCCCUCCCACGGGCUUUUGAAAUCUUCACAGACAAUAAAACCUAUGUUUUCAAGGCCAAGGAUGAGAAGAAUGCAGAAGAGUGGCUCCAGUGCAUCAAUGUGGCAGUUGCCCAAGCAAAAGAGAGGGAAAGUAGAGAAGUAACCACAUAUCUGUAGGGAUUUGCAAGGCGACCUCACACUGAUUGUAUACAAGGGGCAUCGUGUGAUCACUGCCAAUGUCAAGAAAAAAAGAGAUAAAUUAGCCAAGUCACAUUGUGUUUUCACUGAGUACCAGUGCAACAAUUUUCCCUAAGAAGCAGAACCCAAAAUUGGCAGGAUUUUUAUACAUUCCAUAUACUAAUGGCACCUGCAUUAACUCCAGAACAUCUAUAUAAUGCAUUCAGGAAAAGGAGUUACAGACGGCACAGGACAGAAAGGGGAGUGUCAGGGAUCUAGGAACCCUUGUAGAUAUGCCGUUGUAAACUGUAUGAAUACAGCUUUACAAGGUACCUGAAAUACUUAUCCCAAGGAAAGAUUAAGCACCUCUGGUGAAAAUUAAAGUCUGUCAAAAGUAUUAGAAGAAAAGUAAAGCCCUAUUAGGAAAAGUCAAACAUAUAACUUACUUAUACAAUUAUGUUUAUUCUUUUCUAAUAUUGUUGAGGCUAACACAUGGUAACACAUGGUUCUCAAGUGAAGACAGCUUUAUAUAAUUUUUUUAAGUAGUUUAUUGUCAAAUUAGUUUCCAUACAACACCCAGUGCUC
This is a messenger RNA of Suricata suricatta (meerkat), 3884 nucleotides long. It is a transcript of the gene VEPH1, whose product is annotated as ventricular zone expressed PH domain containing 1. The record is from RefSeq and is a predicted model, not a curated record. The transcript has 17 exons. Lineage: Eukaryota; Metazoa; Chordata; Mammalia; Carnivora; Herpestidae. The coding region runs from base 300 to 3299 and encodes 999 amino acids. Gene Ontology annotation, molecular function: phosphatidylinositol-5-phosphate binding. Gene Ontology annotation, biological process: regulation of signal transduction. Gene Ontology annotation, cellular component: plasma membrane.